AAGACAAGUCUCCGUUUCUCCUGGUCGCAAGGUGCCCCAUGGCUUUCUUGAUGAAGAAGAAGAAAUUCAAGUUUCAGAUCAGCUUCACCUUGGAAGAGCUGACGGCCGUGCCUUUUGUGAACGGCAUGCUGUUCUGCAAAAUUCGACUGUUGGACGGCGGCGACUUUGUCACCUUGUCUUCCAGGGAAGAAGUUCAAGAGAACUGCGUGCGUUGGAAGAAGAAAUUCCCCUUCAUCUGCAAGAUGAGCGCUAAUCCCACCACGGGGCUCCUGGACCCCUGCAUUUGCCGAGUGUCGGUCCGGAAACUCGGCUUCACCGACUUAAACUUGGCUGAAUUCGCAGGCUCUGGCCUCACCGCCCGAUGUUGCCUAUUGGAAGGAUACGACACCAAGAACACCAGGCAGGACAAUUCCAUCUUGAAGGUCACGAUUGGCAUGACCCUCUUAUCCGGAGACCCUUGUUUCAAAACCCCGCCCUCCACCGCCAAAUCCGUGGUCAUCCCAGCACAAGACUCGAGCCUGCAUCUCAACUGCAAAGGGGAGGGAAACAGCCGGACUGUGACCCCCAGCACCAACGCAGCAUCUUCAAUCGGUUCUGUCCGUCAGAACAAGCCCAGGGCCACCAUCCUGGGGUCAGGGGUUUUGGAAGAACCGGACCAGAACUUAUCAAGUCCAGAAGAAGUGUUCCAUUCUGGACACUCGCGAAAUUCAAGCUAUGCCAGCCAGCAAUCCAAAAUCUCCGGAUACAGCACCGAGCACUCCAGAUCGUCCAGCCUGUCGGACCUGACCCACCGCCGGAACACGUCCACCAGCAGCAGCGCCUCGGGAGGUCUCAGCAUGACGGUCGAAUGCCCGGAGGGCGAACGGGAACACAGGUUGGAGAAGCCCCCGAGACCCCCCAGACCCAACCUUUUGUCGGACAGAUCUUCUCGGAGGAAAAAGGAUUCUGUAGAAAGCCAUCCCACCUGGGUGGACGACACUCGGAUCGACGCAGGUGACAUCGUGGAGAAGAUCAUGCAAAGUCAGGAUUUCACCAACGUCAGCAACACUGAAGAUAGUAACCUGAGGCUGUUUGUGAGCCGAGAUGGCACAACUACGCUAAGUGGGAUUCAGCUAGCAAACAGAGUCUCGUCCGGAGUCUACGAGCCCGUGGUCAUUGAAACCCAUUAAAUGUGAACUAGAUGGGUACCCCAGACGGGAACCUGUCCCGGCAGGUUGUCCUUUCCUCCCCA
Molecule: messenger RNA, 1231 nt
Organism: Protobothrops mucrosquamatus (brown spotted pit viper)
Lineage: Eukaryota; Metazoa; Chordata; Lepidosauria; Squamata; Viperidae
Product: protein FAM102A-like
Exons: 10
Coding region: 39-1169 (376 amino acids)
Source: RefSeq, a predicted model, not a curated record